AUGCACCUUAUUUGGCUCCUGGCCCUUGCCGGCAGUUCGCUCGGCCGUACGGCCCUCGCUCCCCGGUCCGGCUCCGGCUCGUCCACCCCUCUCAAGCUGCCGGGCGACCGCGUCAUGAUCGCCAUCAACAUCAUCUGCUCGCCCGUCGACGCCGACGGCUGCGCGAUCCCGUAUCCGCCGAACGAGUUCUGCAUGCCCCCGCACACCUCCUGCAAGCAGGAUUAUACGUACGUGUUCAACGCGGACGUCCCGCAGGACAAGGCGGACGAGUGUCGCCGUCUCUGCGGCUGCUCGCCAAUCUCGAACGUCAUGCGCUAUCCGUCGCUGGACCGUGAUAGUGCCCCGAACCCGAACAGGAGACCACCGAGGAGGCCGGCGCUGGGGCGGUGGAAGACGGGGGACGGCGACGACGGGAAGAGCUCGCUCGCCAGCGCGAACGGCGCGUAG
This is a messenger RNA of Purpureocillium lilacinum, 447 nucleotides long. RefSeq lists its product as uncharacterized. Lineage: Eukaryota; Fungi; Ascomycota; Sordariomycetes; Hypocreales; Ophiocordycipitaceae. The record is from RefSeq and is a predicted model, not a curated record.